Molecule: messenger RNA, 443 nt
Organism: Limulus polyphemus (Atlantic horseshoe crab)
Lineage: Eukaryota; Metazoa; Arthropoda; Merostomata; Xiphosura; Limulidae
Product: GLIPR1-like protein 1
Exons: 4
Cellular component (GO): extracellular region
Source: RefSeq, a predicted model, not a curated record
GGAAUGGAAUGACAAGUUAGCUCUGGAUGCUACGGCCUGGGCAAAAUUAUGUAACUUCGAACACGGCUUUGUUGAUGGGUCAGACUUUGCGGGGCAAAACUUAUACAUGGGAUGGGACAAGGAGGGCGUUCGAGCUGUUCAUCUAUGGUACGAAGAAUACAAUUUCUACGAUAUACAUAAAGUUGAAUGUAUUCCUGAAAAACAAUGUGGUCACUACACUCAGAUGGUUUGGGCACAAAGCCGACGACUCGGAUGUGGCAUCGCUCGUUGUGACAGCAGUUACUACGUUGUUUGCCAUUAUAGUCCAAGGGGUAAUUUGGUAGAGACUCCGCCAUAUAAAAUUGGAAAACCGUGUUCCCAGUGUGAUAUUGGUUCCGGUGGACUUUGUAAUGAAACAUUAUGUGUGACCGAAGCCACGUGUAAAAAGGAAGGGUUAAAGUGUC